GAGCUGGAGAGAGAGGAAAACUCUGUUACUCACUCAGUCUCCAACUUUGAGAGGAAGUUACCACCUCUUCCCCAGACUGAACACGCACUCCAGGCGGAGGCACACACACUCACACAAACGUUGCUCAGGACAGCAGCAAGCGUAAAACAGUCAGGACUGUUUGUAAAUGUGUUCGGCUUGGGAAAGAAGAUUUGCAGUUUGUCUGAAGAUCUCGGAGUGGACUGAACAACUUCAUCUGGGACAUUUUCCUCUCAUCACCUACCAGGUGGCCAAAUGAGCUGUUUAGCCUGAAGACCAAAGAUCAUAGGCCUUGGUCAAACGUCAAGCGAGAGACCAAGAGAAUUGAGACCACUGCAGCCUCUCUUUGGAUUAUGAGUCACCAUUGAAGAACUCCUUUAAGGUUUCAUUUUGUGGUAUGAAAAAGUGAAGACAAAAACACCAUGGAUGUCAAGAAAAAAGAAAUGGAUCUCCUUAGCAACAGCAUUGCAGCUUUUGCACACAUCAAAGCCAAUCCAGAAAGCUUUGGGUUGUACUUUGUCCUCGGAGUGUGUUUCGGCCUGGUGUUGACCCUCUGCCUCUUGGUGAUCCGCAUAUCCUGUAAGCCACGGACCAACAUCUCUUCUCCUACACCUGAAAAGAACCCCUUAAAGGACGCCAGCGUGGAAGACGAGGAAAGCGAUGACGACGAGGAUGUUGAAGGGGAUGAUGUAGAGGCUUCUGUUCCAUUGCCCAUCACAGAAAUCCCUGUUGGGAAUCAUAACAGCCAGUCAGAUGGCACUCUGAGUGUGAACGUUUUUACUUCAGCUGAGGAGCUGGAACGUGCGCAGAGGCUGGAGGAGAGAGAACGGAUCAUCCGGGAGAUCUGGAGGAAUGGCCAGCCUGAUAUCCUGGGGACAGGGACUAUUGGGAGAGUGCACUACUACUAACGCACACAAAGCUUGGAAAUCUUAGGAAAUCUAAGGAAAUCUUAGUGCUUAAUGGAGUAGAUAUACAAACCUUUGGGCCUGGUGUCCUUUGAACCUGAAAGCAUCUGUGUGAUGCAAAGUGACUUGUGGAAUAUAAAAAUAUGUAUGGUGCCAAAUUUGACAUAUUUUGCUUUGACAGAGCUGAACUUUAUAUGAACUUUUAUAUUGCACUUCUUUUGUAGCAUUAUGCAUUACUAUCAACUGACUACAUGUAAUUGAAUUAAGAGAUGUCUUAAUGACCUCUGUGGAAAUCACACAGAAUGAGUGGUGGAGAUGAAGGACUCAUGGAGAAAUCAAUCAUUACAUAUACAGGGGGGAUGUAGAUAUUGAACAUAUGAACAUUUUUUUUCUCAGUUAACACAUUCCUAAAGGCCUUACUGACAUGAAAUCCACACCAGAUGUCGGUAACAACCCAAGUAAUCCUAACAUAGAAUGUAUUAAAUUCCUCUUUUAUACAGUCUGAUCUUCUGUUUUAUCAUGGAUUAUAAUUAGAUUCAUGUCUGGUGAUAUACUUGAUAAACCCAACCAUUCUAACAGCUUUAUUUUUAUGCUUUAAAACGUAUUGAGAGUUUUGAUGGUUAUAUGUUACUGUCACUGUUUUGCCUAAUAAUCCACUCCUGUUUCUUAAUGUGAGUAUUCUUGAGGAUGUUUUACAAUGUCUAUUCCUCCAUCUAUGACAUUUAGUCACAUGAAGUCUGCUAGUACCGCAUAUUGAUAAACAGUCCCACACCAUGAUCCCACUUACAAACGUGACAGUUGUAAUGGCGUUUUUCAGAUGCCACUUUGCCAAAUAUGUUAUGUGCAAUGACAUCCACACAGUUCAGUUUUGGUCUCAUUUGACCAGACUAUAUUCUCUCACUGUUUCAUUGAGUUGUGCAAAUGUUCUGCAGUAACGGUAACUGCUUCAACAUACUUUUUUCUGUAGUGGAGUCUAGCGCAGUGAGUCUGCUUAGAAGUCAUGACUGUUGGGUGCAUUUCUUGUUAGUUUGAUGGAUAAUUUCUGAAGCUCCCUGUUGUUGGCCCUUGGCUCUUGAAAAACUCUUCUGACACAACUGACACAUCUGUCAUUAACCUUGCAAGGACCAGCUGGGCAUGGAUGGUUUAUGCAAAUGAUAGUUGUUUGUUUUUUUUCAAUUUGGGAUUAUGAUUCCAAGGGUGCAGCCUAAAACAUUCUGAAAUAUCCCUAUAACCAAUGCCUUCAGCAUGUUUCACAAGUACAGGGUUGCAAAGGUCAUGAAAGAUCUAUGUUUUUACCCAUCUUCCUGUUAGAUACUAUGGUGAUGAGAAACCUUUUUAUUGGCCUUCAUUUAGGAUUAAAAUCAGCCAGAUAUUAAUGGGCACUGUAAGAAUGCAGAGUUCCUUUUUAAAUAAUGACAGAUUUCAAUUGGUUCCGUGGCUUCUAUUCCUCCCUUUCAAUAUUCAUUCCUUGUUUCAUUCCAUUUUAUUACACAUUCCUUAAUGUAUGGGUUUAUCUGUCUUUGAUUUUCUUGUAUAUAUGGAUUACUUGGGUGGCUACCAACAUCCAGUGUGAAUUCCAUGUCGUUACAAUAGAUCCAUUAAAACACUUUUACUGAGAAAAAUGUUGUUGGGUUCAAUACCUAUUUUCCCACCAUAUUUGGUGCUUAAUGUUAAUACUAAACUGCAAGUUUGCAAAUAAUAAGCAAAACAAUGAAACAUUAAAAAUGUAAAAGGUUUUCUCUCA
Messenger RNA from Girardinichthys multiradiatus, 2667 nucleotides. It is a transcript of the gene eva1ba, whose product is annotated as eva-1 homolog Ba (C. elegans). The transcript has 4 exons. The coding region runs from base 441 to 926 and encodes 161 amino acids. The record is from RefSeq and is a predicted model, not a curated record. Lineage: Eukaryota; Metazoa; Chordata; Actinopteri; Cyprinodontiformes; Goodeidae.